AUGGAAAAAUGUGAUGACGAAAACACGUUACCAAAGGCCACUGUCGACAAGAUGGUAUCGUCUAUGCUUCCAAAGAAUUCCGUUGUUCCAAAGGAAUCCAAAGAAAUUUUUCAAAGUGCAUGUGUCUAUUUCCUGAAUAUGCUAACACUGGAAGCAAACAAGGCUUGUGAGGAAGAAAAGAAGAAGACGAUAAGCUAUGAACAUGUCUACAAGGCGUUGAAGAACCUUGGGUUUGAGAAUUAUAUUGAUGAUUGCACGAAAGAGCAUGGAAAUUAUGAGAAUUACAUCAAGCAGAAGCCAUCCAAAAUUGACAAGUUCAAGGACUCCGGGUUAUCUAUGGAAGAGCUCCAUAACCAGCAAAUCAAACUUUUUCAAAAUGCAAAGCUUCAAUUCGAAAGGUCCUUCGAAGACGACCAUUGCGGUGAUAAUGAAGGAUAA
Encephalitozoon romaleae SJ-2008 is the source of this 438-nucleotide messenger RNA. RefSeq names its product class 2 transcription repressor NC2 subunit beta. Gene Ontology annotation, molecular function: TBP-class protein binding; protein heterodimerization activity; core promoter sequence-specific DNA binding. The record is from RefSeq and is a predicted model, not a curated record. Gene Ontology annotation, biological process: chromatin remodeling; positive regulation of transcription by RNA polymerase II; RNA polymerase II preinitiation complex assembly. NCBI's taxonomy places the organism in Eukaryota, Fungi, Microsporidia, Unikaryonidae. The coding region runs from base 1 to 438 and encodes 145 amino acids. Gene Ontology annotation, cellular component: negative cofactor 2 complex. The transcript has a single exon.